Cyprinodon tularosa is the source of this 1269-nucleotide messenger RNA. RefSeq names its product Bardet-Biedl syndrome 5 (gene bbs5). Gene Ontology annotation, biological process: intracellular transport; cilium assembly. Gene Ontology annotation, molecular function: phosphatidylinositol-3-phosphate binding. Lineage: Eukaryota; Metazoa; Chordata; Actinopteri; Cyprinodontiformes; Cyprinodontidae. The record is from RefSeq and is a predicted model, not a curated record. The transcript has 12 exons. Gene Ontology annotation, cellular component: ciliary basal body; BBSome. The coding region runs from base 127 to 1152 and encodes 341 amino acids.
CCUUUACGCUUUCCGUCCGUUGUCAUGGAGAUUAUGACCCUGAGCAGGAUAAAUUCAGAUUAGCUUUAGCUGUUUGUCUUUUGACUGUUUCGCUGGUAAAAUACAGUGAAUUUUGAAUUAAAGGCCAUGGCUGCUUUAGAUACUCUCUGGGAAGACAGAGACGUUAGAUUCGACAUCACUGCGCAACAGAUGAAAACCCGCCCAGGAGAAGUGUUAAUCGAUUGUCUGGAUUCAAUUGAAGACACCAAAGGAAAUAACGGAGAUCGAGGACGACUCUUGGUGACAAACCUGAGAAUAAUUUGGCACUCGUUGGCUCUGCCUAGAGUCAACUUGUCCGUGGGUUACAGCACCAUUAUUAACAUCACAACAAGGACUGCACACUCUAAACUGAGAGGACAUACUGAAGCUCUCUACAUCUUAACAAAGUCCAACAACACAAGAUUUGAAUUCAUUUUUACCAAUCUGGUUAUCGGAAGUCCAAGGCUCUUUACCUCUGUGAUUGCUGUACACAGGGCUUAUGAGACCUCUAAGAUGUACCGGGACCUGAAGCUACGAGCUGCUCUCAUUCAAAACAAGCAGCUCAGACUCUUGCCUCGGGAGCAAGUGUACGAUAAAAUCAAUGGAGUUUGGAAUCUAUCCAGUGAUCAGGGUAACCUGGGGACCUUCUUUAUUACCAAUGUUCGGAUAGUGUGGCAUGCCAAUAUGAACGAAAGCUUCAACGUCAGCAUACCUUACCUCCAGAUUUGGUCAAUCAGAAUAAGAGACUCAAAGUUUGGCCUGGCUUUGGUGAUUGAAAGUUCACGACAGAGUGGAGGAUAUGUGCUUGGGUUCAAAAUUGAUCCAGUGGAGAAGCUUCAAGAUGCUCUCAAAGAAAUCAACUCUUUGCAUAAAGUUUACUCUGCAAACCCCAUCUUUGGAGUGGAUUAUGAGAUGGAGGAAAAGCCACAGCCACUGGAAGAACUGACAGUGGAACAGCCCCCUGAUGAUGUGGAAAUCGAGCCUGAUGAACAGACUGAUGCUUUUACUGCCUACUUUGCUGAUGGUAAUAAGCAACAAGACCGUGAAGCAGUUUUUUCUGAUGAGCUUGGCCUCGCCAUUGAGAGGCUUAAGGAUGGCUUUACCCUCCAGGGGCUGUGGGAAGUGGUGGGCUGAAAAAACAUCAAACAUCAGUUUGCUCUAUGGACAGACAAGAGGGCGUUUAUUUAUUACUAAUAGGCUAAGAUUAAGGUUACACCUUAUCUACAAAUGCUUUGUGUUUUUUUUUGUUUU